Messenger RNA from Racocetra fulgida, 1563 nucleotides. Lineage: Eukaryota; Fungi; Glomeromycota; Glomeromycetes; Diversisporales; Gigasporaceae. The record is from the annotation of a GenBank genome assembly.
AUGCCGGUUUUACUAGCGCUGAAAUUGAUAUCCUCCACAAUACUACAUUACGUGAUAUAAUCCUUCGAAAUACACCCGCUGGUACUUCCCUUCCACAAAACCUUUGGUUUGUUCAGCCAAGACCCGAUUUAAAUAUCAACAAUGUUACUGAUGGUCAAAAUGACGGAUAUUCACCUUUGAAUGUGUUACUGUUAUCUAACGUAUAUAAAAUUAAAUGGAAGGUUAUUAAUGAAGAUAUUUACUUAAAAAUGACAAUGUUGAGUGAUAAUGCGUGGUUUGGAAUCGGUUUUAACUCGUUAGAUGGUGGGAUGGUUGGUACCGAUUUUUUAAUCGUUAACACCAUUAACUCGUCUAGCGUAAGCGCUGGUAAUUAUCAUUCUGAUGGAUAUCGUCCUCCGAUAAAAGAUGAUAAUCAAUUUGUGCAAGUGAUCAGUUAUAAUAUUUCGAAAGAGCUCACCCAGGUUGAAGUUAAGAGGCCAUUAAAGGUUCCUGGCAAGUUACCAAUAGUAAAUCAGUUGACAAAAGGAAGACUUCGUAAUGAGAUUCCAGAAGAGGUUUAUGAAACUCUUCCACUACUCACAUGGAAAGUGUCAAAAUAUUACAACGAUAUUGGAACUGAUAUAUCUGAUGUUUUUUUCAACGAUAAAGAUCUGGAAAUUAAAACUGAUGAAUAUAAGGAUAAUGAAUCAAGUUCAAUUAAUAAGACAUAUCUUGAUGAAGAAAAUGAUGACCAAAAUAAAAAAGUGGCGAGAAGAAAAUCUUCAAUAAAGCGAAAGCAAACAAUAGCAGACACGGUUGAUCGAAAAUUGGAAAAAACUGAAUCCAAUGAAGUUAAAAAAGAUUCCAUUAAUAAGGAUAGUAUCUUAUCAUCUGCAAUGCUGUCUAGAGAAGCCGAAACCUUUAAAAGAUACGUACUGGUUAAUAAAGAUGAUGUCGCUGGAAUUCGUGCGGUGAAUCGUGUCAAAAAAUUCAUCUUUCAAGCCGUCGAUCCCAAUGACAGUAUACCAAAAAUAACCCCUGGAGAUUACAUAGAAAUUAUGUGUCAUAUUAAAGGACAAGUUGUUAUACGAUGUUAUAAUUUAUUUAAAUUAAAAUCUCCAAAAUGUUUCUACAUUAUAAUAAAGAUCUAUAAUGAAGGUCUUAUGUCCUCAUAUUUGGAUAUGUUAUUAGAUGGAUUUGAAAUAAAAGUACGUGGUCCAUUUAGAAUAGGUAGACGAAUCGAAGAGUUAAAUCCUAGACAAUCAGUUUCUAUGAAACCAAUUCAACCCAUUUCAUUAAUAAACACCGGCUCUGAUGAUGGUUGUUGGGAUACGUUGUUUAUGCUUUGUGGCGGAACUGGACUUUCACCUAUGUUACAACUGUACGCUAGUAUAACCGAUAAAGCAUCUAUUACUGAAAGUCCAAGAGGAUCUAUUGAAAUUGAAAGUACAAGUGUAGGGGAAACUUCAGCAUAUGCAAAUGAUAUUACUGUUCACGCUAGCAAGAUUGAAUAUAUGCGUGCUCUUAAGGCUGAUGAGUCGGGGUUUAAAUUUGUAUCAUGUGGGCCUUCAGAAAUGCUUGAUA